Messenger RNA from Stomoxys calcitrans (stable fly), 859 nucleotides. RefSeq names its product M-phase phosphoprotein 6 (gene Mpp6). The transcript has a single exon. The record is from RefSeq and is a predicted model, not a curated record. Gene Ontology annotation, biological process: maturation of 5.8S rRNA. NCBI's taxonomy places the organism in Eukaryota, Metazoa, Arthropoda, Insecta, Diptera, Muscidae. The coding region runs from base 135 to 689 and encodes 184 amino acids.
UGAUCUUUGUUCUCUUUUUUGUUUUGAUAUACUAUCCUCAAGUACCACGCGAACCGCAUUAUCUGAUAGAUUUUGUGUAAAAUCUAAAAACUCUUAGUUAUUUUUAAAUAAUUAAAAAAAAGAAAAAUUGAAAAAUGGCACAUAGACAAGGCAAUAAACCACGACUCUCCAAGGGCAUAUUGGAAAUGAAAUUUAUGCAGCGUACCAAAGCAAAAGUUGACAAAGAAAUUGAAGCUGCCGAAGGACGUGAAAUGUAUUCCAAUGAAAUUACCGAACGAAUGUUAAAUAGUAAAUCAAACUUUAUAAUUGAACCAAGUUUUGUACAUUGCGAGAAUCUGAUUGAGGGCCGCCUAAGCUUUCGUGGUAUGAAUCCUGAAAUUGAACGACUUUUAGAAUUGGAAAGAGAGGAAAAGGCAGGUGCUGAACGCAAAGAUCAACCUGCUGAAGUAUCAACGGAGGAUAUGGCUAAAUUCUAUCAUGUCAACAAGACCAUGCCGACGGCAGGGCCAGGGAGAACAAUGGAAAAUAAAUUUAAUAAGUACAAAAAGGUUAAUGGCAACAAAAGGCACAUAAAUGAUGGCAGAGAGUCCAAGAACAAUUCACAUCAUGGAUCGGCGAAGAGGAUGAAAGGGGACAACAACAACAACAAAGGGAAAUUUAUGAAACCCAAAGAUGCAGAUGAUAAUUAGUAUUUAGUUUUUAAAAGUCACAUUGUUCGUUAAGCGCUUUAGUUUUCAUUUAGACUUAAAAAUGUUUAACUUGUAACCAUUACAUAUUUUAGUUUAUCCUUCCUUUUCGACCCUUGGAAACGACUAUGGGACAAUAAUAUGUUAAAAUAUCAUAUUUUAUUAUCGUAAAA